Messenger RNA from Sander lucioperca (pikeperch), 2821 nucleotides. It is a transcript of the gene pex5la, whose product is annotated as peroxisomal biogenesis factor 5-like a. The transcript is spliced from 15 exons. Gene Ontology annotation, cellular component: peroxisomal membrane; cytosol. Gene Ontology annotation, biological process: protein import into peroxisome matrix, docking. The coding region runs from base 513 to 2369 and encodes 618 amino acids. Gene Ontology annotation, molecular function: protein binding. The record is from RefSeq and is a predicted model, not a curated record. Lineage: Eukaryota; Metazoa; Chordata; Actinopteri; Perciformes; Percidae.
GGGAGUUAGCAAACAGGAAAGAGAAGCGCACUAUAAGAAGAGAACGAAACCCGAGGAGCGUCAAAACAUUUAGAACACAGCCGAGAGAGGAGGAGAGGAGAGAGGGAGACAGAGGGGAGGAGAGAUACGUGGAAAACGGCAAUGCGUUCAGGAUUGAAGACUUAAAUCGCUGUGAUCUAUUUCCUACAAGGACAGCAAAUGCUUGUACUUGUCAUAAUCCAGCGUCAGCACACUGGGAGGAAAGGUAAAAGUGAGGUCCGACGACGCACUCCUCUUGCGCCCGGCGCGCCUCGGUGUCCCCGCGCACAGAAAUCCUGGAUGAGCGCAAAGAGUCCGCUUCAGCACCUGAGGAGAGGACAGCUCCGCUCUGUGCGCUCCUCGGGACCUCCCGUCCGAAAACUCCGAUACAGCUUUUAAUGUCAACACUUCCAGUCUGACUCUCUGCUUCACAAGUCUGGAAGAAGUCUAAAGAUCCGCUGACGGAGAGAUCCGCGACUGACUGUGUGCUCAAUAUGUACCAGGGGCAUUUACAGGGGAAAGACUCUAGGGCUGCAGAUAAGACUGUUGCCAUGGUCCUGAAGGAGAUACCAAGUAAGGCGUCAUCAGAAGGGAAGCCCCUCCUCACAGUGACUACCAAGCUGGUGAGUGAGCAACAAGAGAGCCGCCCACUUUUAAGUCCCUCCAUCGACGAUUUCCUCUGUGAGACCAAGUGUGAUGGGGUUUCCCGCCCAGUGACUUCCAACACAGCUGUUCUCUCUUCAACACUGGACUUGCUGGAUCUCAGUGAACCUGGUGAGAGGAGAAGCAGCAAGGACAAAAGGAGCCCCCUAUCGUCCCGGGGCAACAGCCAGAAGAACAACCCUCACAGGAAGAAGACGGAUGAGACGGAGCUGAUCCAGGUGGACGUUGAACAGACAGGACAAAGCAUGAGGACCCCAGAGAGGGCGUCAAUAGACUCAGUUGGUUCAACAUUGGAUAAAUGGGAAGAGCUGAACCCCAACCCUGAGAGGAAUGGCAACAGAAAAUGGAAGUUGGAGAGACGGCGUUCAUCUAAAAAUUCAUCCAAUGAAUUUCUUUGGUCCACAGACUGUAAAACUCAAUUAGAGCCAUUGAACAAGAACUUGGAAGCAAAUACCAAAGUGGAGACCGAGUGUGCUUUAGCAUCUCAACUCAACAGGCAGUAUAUUAGUGGAAGACAUGCUCGCCUAAGCAAGGAGCAGCGGUGGGGCAGUGCUCUCCUGUCCAGACAUCAGUCCCUGGAGGAAGAGUUUGAACGAGCCAAGGCUGCUGUUGAGUCAGAUACCGAAUUCUGGGAUAAGAUGCAGGCAGAGUGGGAAGAGCUCGCUCGGCGGAACUGGCUGACAGAAAACGAGCAGGCGCAGAUUCCCUCCUCUGUCUCUCCACAUGAGAAGGGUUACUACUUCCACACAGAUAAUCCUUAUAAAGAUUUGCCUAACGCAUUUGAAGAAGGACUAAAGAAGUCUCGAGAGGGAGACUUGCAAAACGCUGUACUUUUGCUGGAAGGAGCCGUCUUGCAGGACCCUCAAGAUUCAGAGGCUUGGCAAGUGUUGGGGACCACACAGGCUGAAAAUGAGAAUGAGCAGGCAGCGAUCGUCUCCCUCCAGAGGUGUUUGGAGCUCCACCCAAACAACCUUCCAGCCCUCAUGGCUCUGGCUGUGAGCCUGACCAACACCGGUAUGCGAAAUGAUGCCUGCGAGGCCCUGCUCUGCUGGCUGCGACACAAUCCAAAGUACAAGCACCUGCUGAAGGGCAAGACCCACCUGAUGGGAUCCCCAAACUCCCAAUGCAGGAUGUCUACUGCUCCCAACGUGGGCAGACACGAAAGCUCCCUGCCCGAGGUCAAGGAGCUCUUUCUGGAAGCAGUUCAGCACAACUCUGACAGCGUCGACCCGGAUUUGCAGACGGGCCUUGGGGUGCUCUACAACCUUAGCGGAGAGUUCAACAAAGCUGUAGAGGCCUUCAAUACGGCCCUGUCCGUGCGGCCCGAGGACUACUUGUUGUGGAACCGCCUGGGGGCCACACUGGCGAACGGGGACCGGAGUAAGGAAGCUGUGGAGGCUUACACGCACGCCCUCGAGCUGCAACCAGGUUUUAUCAGGUCCCGCUACAACCUGGGCAUCAGCUGUAUUAACCUGGGGGCACACAGAGAGGCGGCCAGUAACUUUCUGACUGCAUUAAGCCUCCAGAGGAAAAGCCGGAGUCGGCAGCAGUCCCACCAGGUCAUGUCUGGAAACAUCUGGGCUGCUCUGAGGAUAGCUUUAUCCAUGAUGGACCAGCCAGAACUCUUCCAGGCUGCAAAUAUUGGUGACCUGGAUCUCCUCAUGCGGGCCUUUAACCUAGACAUUUGAGGAAUGGGAGGUAGUGACAAUAGCAUUUCCCCCUUCAUUUACAGUACUCUUCGAUUUCUACCCAACAGCCAAAAGACCAAAGUGCACACAUCAGAGUGGAUUGGAUCUGAUGUUAGAGACAAUAGUGUAGUUUUUAUGCACGUCAAAAUUAACUGCAGUCGUCAAAGUUGUCAUAUUUUUCGCUCAAGUACCUUGGAGCAGUUCUGAGGACAGGUUCUUCCAAGUGGUUGAAGUGACUGCUUUGUGAUGGAUUUGCAAUGCAAUUUGUGAUUUCCCUAAAGAGCACAAGGACGGGCAAAGAUUGUACAGGCAAUGCCUUAGAGAACACAUCAAUUAAAAACUGACUCAUCCAGUGGAACAGAGCUGAGCCAGGAGAGACAGGCAGCUUGAGAAUCUCACACAGGAACCCUCACAUGCUGUUUGCGGAGAAAAGAUGAGGUUUUGAGAAAAAA